Messenger RNA from Sturnus vulgaris (Common starling), 6662 nucleotides. NCBI's taxonomy places the organism in Eukaryota, Metazoa, Chordata, Aves, Passeriformes, Sturnidae. The record is from RefSeq and is a predicted model, not a curated record.
CCGCCGAGCUCCACUGCACCUUCCGCUACCUGAGCGCCGCCCCUCCGCGCAUCCCUCCGGACGUGCAGCGCAUCAACCUGGGCUACAACAGCCUGAGGAAACUCAGCCCCACGGACUUUGCUGGCCUGGAGAAACUGGAGAUACUGAUGCUGCACAGCAAUGAGAUCAGCACCAUCCCUGGGAAGGUGUUCAGUGAUUUACAUUCACUGCAGGUGUUAAAAAUGAGUUACAACAAGGUGAGAGUGCUUCAGCAGGAUGUAUUUUAUGGCCUGAGCAGCUUGGUACGGCUGCAUAUGGACCACAAUCACAUUGAAUUUGUGAAUCCCAAUGUUUUCUAUGGACUCACUUCCUUGAGGCUGGUCCACCUGGAUGGAAAUUUGAUUCAGCAGCUGCAUCCAGACACUUUUGUCACCUUGCGCUACAACCAAAUAUUCAGAAUAUCCUUCCUGAAGCACAUCUCUCUGUCUGACAAUGUGCUGACCUCACUUCCACGAGAAAUGUUUUCCUACAUGUCAGAGCUCGAGAGCAUUUACCUGCAUGGAAACCCCUGGUCCUGUGACUGCAGCCUGCAGGGGUUUGCAGAGUGGGCACAGGACAGACCAGAUGUUAUAAAGUGCAGGAAAGAGAGAAGUUCUGGUGUUCAGCAAUGCCCAGUCUGUGCUGGUCCCAAAAAUCACAAUGGGAAAAGUUUAGGGGAUCUUCCUUCUGCUUCUUUCACCUGCACUAAGCCAGUCAUCCAUGACUCCCUGAAAUCCAGGAACCUCACGGUGCCAGAUGAUGGAGAUUUCAGUUCUGUGUCUCCCAAGGACUUGAUAGCCCCGAUAGGAUCUGUGGUUUUGAAUCUGACUGACCAAGCAGGAAAUCGAGGCGACUUGGUUUGCGAUGUCCAGAAACCAAAAGAAACGUCACCCAUCUCAUUUGACAAAAACGGCCACAGCACAGUGCUCAAAACCUCGUUCUCAGCAUCCCUGGUGUGUGCUAUCGAUUAUGGACACAUCCAGCAGCUCUGGAGCAUCCUGGCACUGUACAGCAACUCUCCUUUGGAGCUGGAGCAAACCGUGCAGGCAACCCACGUGCCUUUUAUUAGCUACGAGUAUAAGCAGGUGUACAGUGAGAAGGAUGAAGUUUUCACCGAUAUCCGGGCGGUGCUGCGGGCCGAGCCAGCCUGGCUGAUGCAGAGGCGAGUGGCCCUGCAGCUGGACAGGGUGGCCACCACUCUCAGCACGCUGCACGUCCAGCUCUCCAGCCGCGCCCAGCUCAGCCUGCCCAGCCACGGCAAAGGCCAGGGCGGCCAGAGCUGGGCCAUCAUUCCCAGGGACAACAGCACGCAGACGGAGCACGCUGUGCUGGUCGGGGGCACGGUGGAGCUGGGCUGCCAGGCAGCCGGGGAGCCAGCCCCCGCCCUGGAGUGGCUGCUGGCCGACGGCAGCAGAGUGCGAGCCCCUCACAUCAGCGAGGACGGCAGGAUCGUGGUGCUGAGCAGCGGCGUGCUGACCCUGAGGACAGCGGAUGUGUUCGACACGGGGCUCUACCACUGCAUCAGCACCAACCAGCGCGACGCCGACGUGCUCACCUUCCGAAUCACGGUGCUGGAGCCGCUGGUGGAGCACGGCGGGGUCAACGGAGCCCGGCUGUCACCUGCUCUGGGCAGCACGCUCCACCUUCCCUGCGCCUCCGCGGCUGCUCCAGACGCUGCUGUCAGCUGGGUGUUACCUGAGCACACAGUUCUUCGCCGGUCUGCAGGAAACAAACGUGUUUUCGCCAAUGGCACCUUGGAAAUCCAAGGGGUGACGGAGAGAGACGCGGGCUACUUCCGAUGUGUGGCGGCCAACAGGUACGGGGUUGAUCUGCUGGUUUUCCAAGUGCUCGUGAGACAGGAUGAAACUGCUCUGAAGAAACAGCAUGGAGCUCUGGGAGAGUGGGAAGAAGGCUCUGCCACCCCGGCAGCUCCUGCGGGAUCUGCAGCAGCACAGAGACAUCCCUCAGCCACCCCGGCAGCUCCUGGGGGAUCUGCAGCAGCAGCAGCCAGCAGCCAGGGCACAGGGAGUGCACGCCGGAGGAACAGCCACGGGAAAAUGCCCCACUGGCCCCACGGAGACAGAGCAGGCAGGAGGUUCAGGGGACACAGGAGACAGUUUGUUUCCUCAGGCAGGAGAGUUGAUCCACAGCGCUGGGCAGCCCUGCUGGAGAAAACCAAGAGGAACCUGACAGGGACAGACAAACGAGGAGAAGUUGCAGCAGAACUUCCCAUUCAAGUCCACAAGCUCUCAGAGGUACCCGAGGAUGAGGAGGAGACAUCUGGUGAUCUCAUAUCUCCAGAAGAAGAAUUCAUACCAGCAACAGAGAGAUCCCCAGUAUCUGCUCCGGGGAGAGCAACAGAGCCCAUGAUCACUGCAGGGCCCGAGGAGACUGUGAGUGCCACUCCUGCCUGGAACAGCUCCCUCCUGCUCACAGAGCCAUCAGCUCCCCUACCCUCACCUCCUCCACACCCCGCAGCACCUGCCAGAAAAAGGCCACAAACAUUUCCAAAACCUACAGACUCAUGGGAAAGAUCUGAUUUGAGUCAAAUAUCAGCAAAUGGCAUAAAACAAUCAACUGUACCAAGUGGAACAUCCACACUCUUCCCUGCUGGGCAAAACUCAAUAUAUUCUGGGGAAAGUAAUAACCAGCACUUAAGGUCUGCAUCCACAACACCCAUGACAGAAGCUGCAGGCACCAGCAAGGCUGUAACUCCCCAAAACACAGCAGACAAGUUACAUAUUUUUACUGAGUCUAUUGACAAUGUUCCCACCAUAACAGAUCACCAGGUCCCUGUGGAGACAGUCAAUGCACCAAGCUCUGAAAUUGGCCCCAUUUAUUUUCACAGUACUCAGAAAGGAGGAACCCCAUACCCACCACUGGCCCCGACUUUGGCAGCUCAUCAGCAAAUUCAGCUUAUCCAGGACGUUCCAACUCAGCCACCCCAGCUCCAGCAGCACCACGGGAGACGAAGGAAAAUUUCUGGUCGGAGACGAAUUGUUAGACCAGGACGUACCCCAGGGGUGAAAGAGCAUCGAUACCAUUUUGGGAGGCCAGGGUCUGCCAGAGGAGGUACAGCUGUGGCUGCAGGUGUUCAGCUGAAUGUGAACUCUGUAUCAAAUGUACCAACCUCAAAUAACUUGAGCAUUUCCGUGAAUCCAUUUAGCCCAGAAGCGCCCCAGUCUUCCCCCUCCACCGUGGAUAUGGCAUUGGAGCACCCUGUGGGUACCCAUCAAAACACAGCAUUCCUCAGGGAAGAGGAAAAGAAACAAAGUGCAAUGCAAAAAUCUGCUACCACAGUCACAUCUGUCCCUGCAAAGGACACUGCCACUACUGCAGCCAGUGCAUUGGGUGCAAUGGGCUUGAAGCCAACAGUUCCACUUGUGGCUGCUCCUCAAACCGACACCAGAGUAACCAAAACUGAAAUACUCAGAGUGGGAAGAAGGAGAGGUCAGAGGAGGAAGAGGCCUCCUAAAAAAGCUGCCCCACAGCCCCCCACCACAGCCACCCCCAGAGCCUCCUCGCCCCCACGGGGGGGUGGCCAGCGCCAGCCCCAGCCCAGGCCACCUCCCCAGGGCACAGAGAGGGGGAACACUCUGCACUCACCACAAAUCACAGCUCCCCGGGGAAGGGACAAGGACGGGUCUGAAAGGAGACAAGAUCAAGGCACCACCGCCAUCCCCAAGCCCCUCACCUCAGCCUCUGCAAGCAGAAACCAUUUCUCAAAGCCCAGAAUAGUCGGAGGCAAAUCGGCUGCUUACACUCUGCUGGCGAAUUCUGAUGCUUUUAUUCCUUGUGAAGCUACUGGGAACCCUCCUCCAACAAUACAGUGGACCAAGAUACCAUCAGGUGUCCCCAGGUGGGCCGUGCUGGCCAACGGGACUCUGUCCAUCGCCCGGGCGGGGCCGCAGGACGCGGGUCAGUACCUGUGCACGGCGGCCAACGCGCUGGGCACGGCCCGGCUGCUGGUCACGCUGGCCGUGCUGGCCUCGCCGCCGCGCAUCGCCCGCGGCCACCAGCGCCUGCUGACCGCGCACUCCGGGACCAGCGUGGCACUGGCCUGCAGAGCCCAGGGCUGGCCCCCUCCCGGCAUCUCCUGGCUGCUGGCAAACAGCACCCACCUGUCGCACUCCUCGUCCUCCUCUGCGAGUGACAGAGCCCGCGUGGAGCCGGACGGCACUCUGGUCAUCCGGGCGGUCACCGUGUACGACCGGGGCCUCUACACGUGCCUGGCCAGCAGCCCUGCGGGCUCCGACACGCUGGCCGUGAGGCUGCAGGUGGUCGCGGCCCCUCCCAGCAUCCUGGAGGAGAAGAGACAAAGCGUGGCGGCCGCGGUGGGGCAGAGCCUGAGGCUGCCCUGCACCGCGCGAGGGAACCCCGAGCCCACGGUGCACUGGGUGCUCCCCGACGGCACGGCCCUGAGACCCGGCGAAGGUGCGCAGCCGCUGCCGCCCCGGCUGUGGGUGCUCCCCGAUGGCACCCUGCACCUGGGCACCACGGCCCCCUCCGACAGCGGCACCUACGAGUGCAUCGCCACCAGCUCCACGGGCUCCGACAGGAGGGUGGUCAGCCUCGAGCUGCAGCGCACCGAGACACUCCCGAAAAUAGCCAGCGCCUCUCAGCAUCUGACCCGGCUGAGCUUUGGGGACAGGCUGCUUCUGAACUGUACGGCAAGUGGGGAGCCCAAGCCCAGGAUAAUUUGGAGGUUGCCCUCCAAGGCUGUUGUGGACCAGUGGCACAGAAUGGGAAGUCGGAUCCAUGUGUACCCCAAUGGAUCCUUGGCUAUUGAGGCAGUUACAGAAAAGGAUGCAGGUGAUUAUCUGUGCGUGGCCAGAAACAGGAUUGGGGAUGAUCUGAUACUGAUGAAAGUCGGCAUCACAAUGAAACCAGCCAAGAUUGACCACAAACAGCAGUUCAAGAAACUGGUGCCAUAUGGGAAGGAUUUCAGAGUGGACUGCAAGGCCUCAGGGUCUCCCACACCAGAGAUCUCGUGGGGCCUGCCGGACGGGACCGUGGUGAACAAUGCCAUGCUGGCUGAUGACAGCGGGCACAGGGCUCGCAGGUUCGUCCUCUUCGACAACGGCACCCUGUACCUCAACAAAGCCGGAGUGGCAGAGGGAGGGGAUUACACUUGCUACGCCCAAAACACUCUGGGGAGGGACGAGAUGAAGAUCCACGUCACGGUCGUUGUGGCAGCCCCUCAAAUAAAGCAGAAUUACAAGACACACGUUACAGUGACGGCUGGAGACACGGCCCUGCUGGACUGCGAGGCUGCUGGAGAGCCCAGGGCACAGAUAUUCUGGUUGCUGCCUUCCAGUGAGAUGAUCUCCUCGUCCACGGACAGGCACUCCCUGCACGCCAAUGGCUCGCUGUCCAUCAGCCAGGCUGGCCUGCUGGAUGCUGGCCAGUACCUGUGUGUGGCCCGGAACCCUGGCGGGGACGACACCAAGCUGUACAAGCUGGAUGUGGCUGCUAAACCGCCCAUCAUAAAUGGUGUGUACAGGAACAAAACCAUCAUGAAGGUGACGGCAGUGAGGCACUCCAAGAAACACAUCGACUGCAGGGCAGAAGGGACUCCUCCUCCUCAGAUUAUGUGGAUCAUGCCUGAUAACAUUUUCCUGACGGCCCCGUAUUACGGGAGCAGGAUUGUGGUGCACAAGAACGGGACACUUGAGAUCCGCAACAUCCGGCCCUCAGACACAGCGGAUUUUAUCUGCGUGGCACGAAAUGACGGGGGCGAGACUGUGCUGGUGGUGCAGCUGGAGGUCACAGAAAUGCUACGGAGACCGAUGUUCAGAAACCCUUUCAACGAGAAAAUAAUAGCAAAACCUGGGAGAGCUAUCACACUGAACUGUUCUGUGGAUGGAAACCCUCCCCCGGAUAUCAGCUGGAUGCUGCCCAACGGCACGUGGUUUUCCAUCGGGACAUCCCAGUUUGUCACAGGGAGCAGUGGCACCCUGACCAUCCCUAACCCCGAGGGACGCCACGCCGGGCGCUACCGCUGCGCUGCCCGCAACCAGGUGGGCUACAUAGAAAAGAUGAUGGUGCUGGAGGUCGCCCAGAAGCCCAACAUCCUCACCCGCCCUGCGGGGCUGGUGAAGGGGGUCAGUGGGGAGCCCUUGUCCCUUCACUGCCUGGCCGAGGGGAGCCCCAAGCCCCGGGUGGAGUGGGCACUGCCCGGCGGGCAGGUGCUGGAGGGGCCGCGGGCCAGCGGGAGGUUCCUGCUGCUGGAGAACGGGACCCUGCUCAUCCGGGCGGCCUCGGCCCAGGAUUCGGGCAAGUACCUGUGCAGGGCCAGCAACGCCGCUGGGGACUCCUCGCUCAGCAUCCCCGUCGUGGUGACAGCCUACGCCCCCCGGAUCGUGGGCAGACCCCCGCCGGCCAUCCACACCCUGCCAGGGGCGGCAGUUCAGCUCCACUGCGUCGCGCUGGGCAUCCCCAAACCAGAAAUCACCUGGCACUUACCUGACGGCUCCACGCUCUCCACAGCCCAGCAGGGCCGGGGGUCUGGGGGCGAGCUGCUGCACCCCACGGGCACCCUGCUCCUGCAGAGCCCCCGGGGCUCCAGCUCUGGGCUCUACAGGUGCACAGCCAGGAACGCCCUGGGCACCGACACCGCCCUGGCACACCUGCACGUCCUGUGA